Aspergillus sclerotioniger CBS 115572 is the source of this 897-nucleotide messenger RNA. RefSeq names its product class I SAM-dependent methyltransferase. The coding region runs from base 1 to 897 and encodes 298 amino acids. The record is from RefSeq and is a predicted model, not a curated record. The transcript has a single exon. NCBI's taxonomy places the organism in Eukaryota, Fungi, Ascomycota, Eurotiomycetes, Eurotiales, Aspergillaceae.
AUGGGCGACAACACCACACCCACCCCCCCAACAGAAACAGGAACCGGAACCGCAACAUUCCACCUCGCCUCCAGCGAAUCCUACGCCCUGCAACAUAACCACCUCGCCGCCUGCCGUCUCAACCUCCAACAUUACCUCUGGCGCGAAGUCUUCCGCUUCAACAUCCACCCCUCAAUCCCCACCACCACCACCCCCUUAGCCAUCGCCGACAUAGCCUGCGGCACCUCCCUCUGGCUCAUCGACACCGCCCGAGACCUCCCCCACGCACACCUCGACGGCUACGACAUCGACCUCACCCAAUCCCCGCCCCCGCAAUGGCUCCCCAAAAACAUCUCCCUGCAUGAAUGGGACGCUCUAACCCCAGCCCCGGCCCAUCUGCAUGGGAAAUACGAUAUUAUUCAUGUCCGUCUCGUGGUCUUGUUCCUCACGGGUAUCGAUCCCACCGUAUUCAUCCGCAACAUUUACACAAUGCUAAAACCGGGGGGGUGGGUGCAGUGGGAUGAGCUCGAUUGUGCGAAUAUCUCUGUUAAAACUACCACCCCGGGUGUAUCUGUCCCUGCGUUGGAAGAGCUAAAGGUUGCUUGUUCUGCAGACGGCAGGCAUGAUUGGUCAAUUGAGUUAGCGGAGAUAUUAGCCAACCAUGGAUUCGAAGACACGAAGUUACAGUUCUUCGAUGAGAAAGAUGAGCUGGUCCGCGCAUUUGGAGACCAGCAUUUAUUAACGAUGGGGGAAUUUGCGAAUAAAUUGGCAGGGAGGGGGGAGAAACUCGCUGCGGGGAGGUUUAAUCUUCUUGUUGAGAGGGCGUAUGGCGAGAUGGUGGAGCGGGGUGCCGCGUUGGCGAUUCCGAGGGUUGUUGCUUUGGGCAGACGGCCUUUAUCAUCAUCAUCAUCAUCAUAG